AGCGUUAAAAAAUAAUAAUAAUCACAAUUAAUUCACUCAUAUCAAUUGACCAAAAAAACAAAUUCACUCAUAUCAAAAGAUUUUGAAGCGCAAAAUCACUCAAACAAAGCAACCAUCAUGGUUGGCCAAUUUGGGCUGCUUGAAGCUGCUAAUAAUAAAGCAUGGUGGGCUUGAUGCUUGAAUGCCUUUAACUUUAAUACAUGAUCAUAAGCUCAAUGGGCAGAAAUGCACGGCCUCUGCAUUACGAAGGGCAUAUUUGUUUUUAUAUUUGAUGUAGCAUCUAGAUGUAGCAUUUGAAUACUAUCUAGAUACUGCAUAUACAUGUUAUUCAUUUUUAUAGUUAGUAUUUUACAUUCAGAUAUUAAAUUGUUCAUUUUUAUUUUAUAAAAUCAUUUGAAAAGUAGUAGUUAAAAAGAAAAAAAUGACAUAGUUUUUAUUGCGGAAAAAUUCGAUUUACGGUUUUGGUGGGAAAUUAUAAUUUUUUGAUUUGAGAGGAAAACAUGAAUUUAUGGUUUUGACGUGUUUUUUGAUAGGAAAACACGAUUUUUGGUUUUGGAGAGAAAAGCGAUAUCCGAUUUUGGCGGGAAACACGAUUUCUGGUUUUGACGGAGUAGAAAAACUCGAUUUUACGGUUUUAGUGGAAAACAAAAAAAAUACAGUUUUAGUAGGAAAACAUUAUUUUACGGUUUUGGUGGGAAAACAUAUUUUUUGGGUUUGACGAGAAAACAUAAUUUUUUGGGUUUGACGAGAAAUUGCGGUUUUUUUUUUUUUUGGAAAAAAAAUAUAAUUUUUGAUUUUGAUGGGAAAUUGUGAUUUUUCAGUCUUAGUGAAAAAAACACAAUUUUACUGUUUUGACGGAAAAACAAGAUUUUCUGGUUUCGGCAAAAAAAACACAAUUUUCCGAUUAAAAGUAUUAUAUAAUAAUUAUAAUAACUAAUUGAAUUAUUUUUUCAUUUAUAUAAAGGUUAUUUAGUUUUUUUUUAGAUGCAAAUGUAGUAUCCAAUCUUUACAUUUUUUGCAUCUCAAAAUAUCUAGAUAUUUUAAAUUUUGUAUGUAAAUACUGAUACAAUAGUGUCCAAACGAACGUCUGAAUAUCAGCAUUCAAAUACAACGUCUGGAUAUAAUAACAAACAUGGCCUAAUUCUUUUUGAAUCUUCAAGGCUUUUGGAAUCCUUAAUUAGAGGACAACCAUGUGAGUAUCAUCGUCUCCCACACAAUUUUUUAUCCAAAUUUGGAGUUCUUUUACGUGUUCUCCAUAUUUAAAUUGUAAACAAUACAAUUUUCUGCUGUGAUACUCAUUUGACUUCUUAUACAUCGCACAUUGCAUCACAUGCCUUUUAGCUCUCGAGUUUCACAAUGUCUUAGAUAUAAAAUGACUGAAUCAUUUCUACAUCCUCUGUUUUUUUUCCUUCUUUUGACCUUUUGCACUUAAUGUCUUCCUCAAAGUCAAUGAUCUCUGGCCUAACAUGGAUGAUAAUCAUGAUGAUGAUGAUGCAAGAAUGUAGAAGCUGCACUGAAAGUGAAAGGCAAGGUUUGUUAGAGCUCAAGGCCUAUUUUCUCUCGUUAAGUAGUGAUAUACAUCCUGACAUUGCUCGAGGAUGGAGGACGACUAGUAGACGCUCUUGUUGCAGUUGGAGAAGAGUCAAGUGUGACCUGAACAACAAACGCGUGACUGGACUCUCCCUUGGGGAUUUAUAUCCAUCAGGUUACUCAGACACUCUUCCUAUACUGAACCUAACCUUUUUGUAUCCUUUUGAGGAGCUUCAGAGUCUCAAUCUGUCGAUGAGUAGCUUGGGAGGCUGGUUCGACCAAACACAAGGUUAUAAGAGCCAUGAAAGAUUCAGACAUCUUGAGAUUCUUGAUCUCAGUUACAAUUUUUUCAACAGGAGUGUUUUUCUUUUAUUGAAUGAGGUUGUGUCGCUCAAGACUUUGUUUCUUGGUGGCAACUAUAUUGGAAGUGACUUUCAUGUGAAAGAACUGAUUAAUCUGAAAAAUUUGGAGCUACUAGAUCUAAAGCUCAACAAUAUCAGCGGCCAUUUACCAGGAAAAGAGCUCACCAAACUGAAGAAGCUCAAAGCUUUGGAUCUAAGUGAGAAUCUAUUAUCUGGUUCACUGCAGAUGACAGGACUUUGCAAACUACAGCAGUUGCAAGAGCUUCAAGUUAGUCAAAACAGAUUUGUUGGUGAAAUCCCUCUCUGUUUCUCAAUAUUCUCCAAACUCCGAGUUCUUGAUCUUUCAUCAAAUCACCUAAGUGGGAAGCUUCCACCUUUCAUUAGUAACUUCAAAUCCAUGGAGUACUUAUCGCUACACGAUAACAACUUUGAAGGCUUGUUCUCUUUGGAUUUGAUCUCUGAGUUGACAGAGCUCAAGGUUUUCAAACUCUCUUCCAAGUAUAGUAUGCUGCAAGUAGUAGAGACAAGUGCUUCUUCCACUGGCCUAAAAUCUCAGCUAAGGAGUCUCACAUUGUCAAACUGCAACCUGUCUAACAUCCCCGGUUUUCUCCGGUAUCAGAAGGAACUGAGGGUACUAGAUCUCUCCAGCAACACGCUAUCCGGAGCCUUCCCCACUUGGCUGCUAAAGAAUAACACAAAGCUUCAGGUUCUGUUAUUGCAGAACAACUCAUUCAACAUCCUUACAUUUCCAAGACUUCACAAGUUACAGUUUCUUGAUCUUUCAGCUAACAACUUCAACCAUCAACUCCCCAAAAAUAUCGGUUUGAUGCUUCCGAGGUUAAGACAUUUGAAUCUCUCAAACAAUGAGUUUCAUGGGAACAUGCCUUCCUCUGUAGACACAAUGGAAUAUCUUGAGUUUAUGGACUUAUCAUACAACAACUUCUCAGGGAAGUUGCCAAGAGACCUCUUCACUGGUUGCUAUUCACUGAAGUGGCUUAAGCUAUCUCACAACAGCUUCACUGGUCCAAUCAUUCCAAGAUCUAGUGAAGAGACGUCGUUGAUGACUUUGAUCAUGGACAAUAACAUGUUUACUGGGAAGCUCACAGAAAAUCUACGCAACUUAAGACUCUUGACAGUGAUAGACUUAUCCAACAACUUCCUCACAGGUACCAUUCCAAGAUGGUUAGGUGGUUUCUUCUUAGACAUUCUAAGGAUCUCAAACAACCGUUUACACGGCGUAAUACCUCCGUCUCUGUUCAACAUACCAUACCUAUGGCUAUUAGACCUCUCAGGAAACUUCUUGUCCGGUACCUUACCGCUGCGGUCUGACUCGGACUACGGUUAUAUAUUGGACUUACACGACAACAAUCUCACCGGUUCUGUUCCAGACACGUUGUGGAAAGGACUGGUUCUGCUUGAUUUGAGGAACAACAGACUGUCUGGAAAUAUUCCCCGGUUCAUGAGCACACCAAGCAUCGAUGUUGUUCUGUUGAGAGGGAAUAACUUGACUGGCAAGAUACCCGUUGAGCUUUGCGGUUUAAUAACCCUAAGAAUGUUGGAUCUUUCUCACAACAUGUUGAGUGAGUCCAUACCUUCUUGUCUCAGUAAUCUAUCAGGAGAUGGUGGUAAUGAUCCAGAUUGGUAUCCAGCAAACAUGUUCUCAAACUUUAUGGAUGUGUACACCGAAGUGUAUUACGAGUCUUUACUUGUGUCGGAACGGUUUGGUCUAGACUACUUGGUAGAUUUUAAAGUCCAAGUCGAGUUUGCUGUGAAACAGAGAUAUGACUCGUACAUGAGAGGAACUCUCAACCAGAUGUUUGGUCUUGAUCUGUCGAGUAAUGAGUUAAACGGUGAGAUACCUGAAGAGCUAGGAGAUCUUAAGAGAGUACGUUCACUGAACCUGUCACGGAACUCAUUGUCUGGUUCUAUACCUGGAAGGUUUUCAAAUCUUAAAAGCAUAGAGAGCUUGGAUGUUUCUUUUAAUAAGCUACAUGGACCCAUACCUUCACAACUCACAAUGCUGCAGUCUCUUGUUGUCUUUAAUGUUUCUUACAACAAUCUAUCAGGUGUGAUUCCGCAAGGUAAACAGUUCAACACCUUUGGUGAGAAUAGUUACUUAGGUAAUGUUCUUCUCUGUGGAUCACCUACCAAUAAAAGCUGUGGUACUACAAUGAGCUCAGGAGAAAAAGGAGAAGAGGAAGAAGAUGAUAAAAGUGGAUUGAUUGAUGUUGUGGUCUUGUGGUGGAGCCUUGGUUCCACAUAUGUCACUGUUUUGAUUGGGUUUAUGGUGUUUAUGUUCUUUGAUUCUCCAUGGCGCCGAGCAUGGUUCUGCCUUGUUGAUGCGCUUAUUGACCGUAUAAAAUAUCUACUCGGAGAUAUCUAGAGAGGGUUCGAGGAAGAUGUAUUUUGAUAAAUUAUCCAAACUUAUUAUUGAUUGUUGAAUGCAACCAUCUCAAAAUCAUUUACAUGGGAUUCAAAAAAUUUCUUUGAUAUUUAGAAGUCAUAGGUGAAUGUAGGCAUGGGCACAUUUAUCGGAAACCGAGAAACCGCCAACUGACCCGAACGACCGGAAAAAGAGGUUUGGUUGGAGUUUGGAUUUACAAAUUACCUUAACGGAUGUUAUAUCUCUAGAACCAAAGAACCCAACCAAACCAAGAACCGAAUGUAUAUCCAAAUUUCUAUAAUAUAGUUUAUAUAUUUAUAAAUAUUAAUUAUAUUUAGUUAUAAAAUAAUCAAAUAAUUUAAAAAUACUAUUUCUAAACCGAAAUACCCAAAAAAUUACCAUAAUACUUUUUAUCCAAAAUAUUUAAAAUUAUCCAAAUUAUCAAAUUUUUAUCCGAAAAUCCAAAACUGAUAUUUAAUCAGAAAAAUCCAAUUUUUCUGAAUUUUUAAUCCAAAUUAACCAAAAAACAAGAACCAAAAUAGGAUCCAAAAUUAUCUCGGAUAUUAGCUGGUUCUUAACUUUGUUAACCGAACCGGACCAAGAACCAAAAGAUCAAAUUGAAUUUUCUAAAUAUCUAAACGGAUCUUAAACUUCUAAAACCACAUAACCGAAGAACUAAGACCGGAACCAAAAACCGAAUGCUAGGUCUGCGUUGCGGGUCAAACUUUCCCGGCCACCCCGCGGGUUGAAUAACUCUUGUUAAAAAACAAACCAACACAGCCCGCAAAGAAAUAAAUUUAUACAUGCUCCGCCAUAAUUUGUAGAUAAUAUUAAUAAUAAUAUAAAUUUUACUUUUAUAUUUUUAAUUUUAAUUAAUAUAAAAUAUAUAUUUGUAAUUAAUAGUUUUAUAAAUUUCAUUAUUUUAUUAUUAUAUAUUAAAAAUGUUUCUUAAAAUAUAUAUUUUUUAUUUUGC
This is a messenger RNA of Brassica napus (rape), 5248 nucleotides long. Its product is annotated as receptor-like protein 45. NCBI's taxonomy places the organism in Eukaryota, Viridiplantae, Streptophyta, Magnoliopsida, Brassicales, Brassicaceae. The transcript is spliced from 5 exons. Gene Ontology annotation, molecular function: protein binding. The record is from RefSeq and is a predicted model, not a curated record. Bases 1432 to 4275 code for a protein of 947 amino acids.